AUUGUUCCUAUUUUUUGUUAGUCUCUAUCAUAACAAAACAAAACCAAAAAAAAAUUAUAUAUAAAAUAAUAUCAUUUGGAGUGGGGACGUCAUCUGAAGAUUAUAGAUAUAAAUAAAUAGAAAGAAAGAUGAAGUGAGAGAGUUGUAAAGAAAAGAAAGAUUUCUAAAGAAGAAAAAAAAGAAACAGAGAAACAAAAAUGGUGAUAAAAAGGAUAGAGCUGUGUAUAGAGCUAAUGAAGAUAGGUAUGGAGUUCGUGGUGGUGGUGGCCGAAGCCGUCCAAAUUGUUAUGCGGCAAAACCUCAACCACCACCGUGCUCCUCAACCUCCGCGUCUCAUCCGCCAUGGCCUCCUCCCUUAUCCCGCUUCUCACCCUUCUCCAUUCCUCUUUGGAUUUUUCCCUUGAAAAUUAAGAAACAUGAAAUUUUAUAUUCUGCUUCUUUCUCUUUUUCUUCUUCUUUAUUACCUUUUUUUUUUUUUGUUGUAGAUAUAUAAUUAGGUGUUACUCUUGUUGAUUCUUCUUUGUAAAAAUCAGAUUUGCAGCUUUCUAUUGAACUCUUUUUUUUUUCUGGAUUAAUAUCGUGUAAGCAAACAAUUUGCAGGAUAAACAUAAAAAACAAUAAACAAGUAAUACACGCAAUUUGGUUGAAGACUAUAAGACGUGCAGCGGAAACAAUUUGCCCCCUAAGCUAAGUCCAGGUUCAAUCAAAAAAGUUGUUAAUGUUUACAUAUGUUUCUUCCUUAUGUACUUCACGGCAAGUUAUAUUCAAUUAAUUAUUAUGAUAAUCUUGAUUAGUCUUGGGAGAUGCCUUGGUGUUCUAGGGUUUGAACCUGGACUUUUUCUUAUAUUUGGAAAGAAGAAGAAAUAAAACUGUAGAUAACUGAA
Messenger RNA from Camelina sativa (false flax), 884 nucleotides. RefSeq lists its product as uncharacterized. NCBI's taxonomy places the organism in Eukaryota, Viridiplantae, Streptophyta, Magnoliopsida, Brassicales, Brassicaceae. The record is from RefSeq and is a predicted model, not a curated record.